UGAGCUUAUUUGAUUUGAUUUUCUCUUUCGUUUUCACUUAAACCCAGUUUUCCCGAGAAAAUCAAAUUUCUCAAACAGAGGUGGAGACUAAUGGUUGACGCAAAUAGACAAGGUUGUGUUUAAAGGAGAAAUUCUUAAAGAACCUUUCACUGUCUGUCGAAACCAAAUGGUCAAAUUGUAUGUGUCCUUUCUCUCUCAAAGUGCUCAACAAAUUUCAGUCUCUUCGUCAUUGUGAAUUAAACCAACAACUCUCCUUGCCUGCGUCGUUUAGAUCUGAAGUUGAUGCUCGUAAUUGAUUAUGUUGCUGCUGCAUUGCUUCUCAACUGCGAAGCUCUAAAUGUUUAGAAGGUAUGGCAAAAUCAAGGCACCACUUCUCGAGCCAGGAUGCUUUAAUGUCACCCACUUCUGUGAGAUCCAAGGAAUGGGAGGGUCCAUCACGAUGGACUGAGUACUUGGGUCCUGAUAUAACUUCCCCUGUGACAUCUAGGAAUGUCAGGAAUACUGGUUCCGAUGGACAGGUCCAGUCAGGUGGUUUCCUUAAAGGUUUGAACAUGCAGUGGGUAGUUCAACUCACAGGUGUUGCGGAAGGCCUGAUGGCCAAAAUGUAUAGACUGAAUCAAAUUUUAGACUACCCGGAUCCAGUUGGUCAUGUAUUUUCAGAAGCAUUUUGGAAAGCUGGUGUUUUCCCUAAUCAUCCGAGGAUUUGCUUACUGCUCUCAAAAAAGUUUCCGGAGCAUUUUAGCAAAUUGCAACUCGAACGUGUCGAUAAAGCUGCCUUGGAUUCGCUGCAUGAUAGUGCUGAGGUACAUUUGCAGAGCUUGGAACCAUGGGUUCAGCUUCUUGUUGACUUGAUGGCAUUUCGUGAACAAGCUUUGCGACUUAUUCUGGAUCUCAGUAGUACUGUUAUCACCUUGUUGCCUCAUCAGAACUCACUUAUACUGCACGCUUUUAUGGAUCUCUUUUGCUCGUUUGUCCGAGUUAAUCUCCUGUCUGAGAAGAUACCACGGAAAAUGAUGCUGCAAAUGUAUAACCUAUUGCAUGCCAUGUCAAGAAAUGACAGAGACUGUGAUUUUUAUCAUCGGUUGGUUCAAUUCAUUGACUCUUAUGAUCCCCCUCUGAAAGGAUUACAAGAAGACCUAAAUUUUGUUAGCCCACGUAUUGGCGAGAUUCUGGAGGCUGUAGGUCCUAUUAUUUUUCUAUCCACGGAUACAAGGAAGCUGAGAAAUGAAGGGUUUUUAAGCCCGUAUCAUCCUCGAUACCCAGAUAUUCUCACAAAUUCUGCUCACCCCAUGAGAGCUCAGGAUCUAGCAAAUGUUACUUCUUAUAGCGAAUGGGUGUUACUUGGGUAUCUAGUUUGUCCUGAUGAGCUGCUUCGUGUCACUAGCAUUGAUAUUGCUCUGGUUGUACUCAAGGAAAAUUUGGUUCUUACAUUAUUCAGGGAUGAGUAUUUGUUUUUGCAUGAGGACUAUCAGCUAUAUGUUUUGCCACGGAUAUUAGAAUCAAAGAAGAUGGCUAAAUCUGGACGUACCAAGCAAAAGGAAGCAGAUUUAGAAUACAGUGUGGCAAAGCAGGUUGAGAAAAUGAUAAGUGAAGUGCAUGAGCAAGCACUAUUAUCCUGUGAUGCUACACACAGAGAAAGAAGGAUAUUAUUAAAGCAAGAAAUUGGAAGAAUGGUACUCUUUUUUACUGAUCAGCCGAGUCUACUGGCUCCAAACAUUCAGCAGAUGGUAUUUUCUGCCUUGGCUUUGGCUCAAUCUGAAGUCAUUUGGUACUUCCAACAUGUAGGGAUUACCUCGACAAAAUCUAAAACUACUCGCAUGAUAGCAGUUGACAUUGAUCCAAAUGAUCCGACUAUUGGGUUUUUGUUAGAUGGCAUGGACCAUCUAUGCUGUCUUGUGCGCAAGUAUAUUGCAGCAAUUCGAGGUUAUGCUCUGUCCUAUCUUUCUUCAUGUUCUGGUCGAAUCCGUUUUUUGCUGGGAACUCCAGGAAUGGUGGCUCUUGAUCUUGAUGUGGCCUUGAAAGGACUUUUUCAGCGGAUUGUUCAGCACCUUCAAAACAUUCCAGAACCACAGGGUGGAAAUAUUUCAGUCGUUACAUGUGAUCUGUCUCAAUUCCGUAAGGAUUGGCUAUCGAUAUUGAUGAUUGUCACAUCUGCUCGUUCAUCUAUCAACAUUAGACACUUGGAGAGAGCUACUGUGUCCACCGGAAAGGAAGGGUUGCUAUCAGAGGGCAAUGCUGCUUACAAUUGGUCCAGAUGUGUUGAUGAGUUGGAAUCCCAAUUGUCAAAGCAUGGAAGUCUUAAAAAACUUUAUUUCCACCACCAGCACCUCACAACGGUGUUCAGGAACACCAUGUUUGGACCAGAAGGACGUCCGCAGCAUUGUUGUGCAUGGCUAGGUGUUGCUAGCAGUUUCCCAGAGUGUGCUUCUCCAAUUGUUCCAGAAGAGGUAACUAAAAUUGGUCGAGAUGCAGUACUAUAUGUAGAGUCUCUCAUUGAAUCUAUCAUGGGUGGAUUGGAGGGUUUAAUCAAUAUUCUUGAUUCUGACGGAGGAUUUGGUGCUCUUGAGACUCAGCUUCUCCCAGAGCAGGCAGCUUUCUAUUUGAAUAAUGCGGCACGAGUGUCAAUUCCUUCAAUGAAAUCGCCAAAGGGAGGAGUUGGUUUUCCUUUGCCUGGCCAUGAGAGCUACCCUGAAAAUAAUAGUUCUAUCAAAAUGUUAGAAGCUGCAAUGCAAAGGUUGACCAACUUGUGCUCAGUUUUAAAUGAUAUGGAACCUAUAUGUGUUCUAAAUCAUGUCUUUGUUCUUCGAGAGUACAUGAGAGAAUGCGUUCUUGGUAACUUUAGGAGGAGAUUGCUCACAGCUCUGAAAACUGAGCAUGAUCUUCAACGGCCUUCCAUCUUGGAAUCUCUGAUUCGUCGACACAUGAGCAUAGUCCAUCUGGCAGAGCAGCACAUUAGCAUGGACCUAACACAGGGUAUUCGGGAGGUGCUACUCACAGAGGCCUUCACAGGACCAGUUUCUUCCUUGCAGUUGUAUGAAAAACCAGCCGACCAACUUUCUGGAUCAGCCACUGAAGCUGUUUGCAACUGGUACAUAGAAAACAUAAUCAAGGACGUAUCAGGUGCUGGAAUCAUUUUUACGCCUAUGCAUAAUUGCUUCAAAAGCACAAGGCCUGUCGGUGGAUAUUUUGCUGAUUCAGUCACAGGUUUCAGAGAAUUGAAGGCCUUUGUUCGUAUUUUUGGUGGUUAUGGGGUUGACAGGCUGGAUAGGAUGAUGAGAGAACACACAGCCGCACUAUUGAAUUGCAUUGACACGUCGUUACGGUCUAACCGUGAGUUGCUAGAGGCAGUGGCUGGCAGCAUGCAUUCUGGUGACCGUAUAGAAAGAGAGGCAUGUUUGAAGCAGAUCGGAGACUUGGACACAGUAAUUGGAUUUUGCAUUGAGGCAGGGCAAGCAUUGUCUUUUGAUCAGCUUCUAGCUGAAGCUACUGGAGCAGUGCUUGAGGAUGGUGCGCCCUUGAUAUAUUCAUUACUUGACAGUGUAAUUAAGCAUAUUCCUGAGGAAAUUCCAGAAAAGAAAGAAAUCAGAAGGAUAAGGAGGGUAGCAAAUAGUGUUGGCAGGGUGGGUGAUCAUGAUUCUGAGUGGGUGCGGUCGAUCUUGGAAGAAGCAGGGGGCGCAAAUGAUGGUUCUUGGAACUUGUUACCUUAUUUCUUUGCCAGCUUUAUGACAUCCAAUAUUUGGAACACCACUGGCUUCAAUGUCGAAACAGGGGGCUUUAACAACAAUAUAUAUUGCUUGGCAAGGUGCAUCAGUGCUGUGAUUGCAGGAAGUGAAUUUGUCAGAUUGGAGCGUGAACAUCAGCAAAGAGAGUCUCCAUCAAAUGGCCAUAUUGAUGAGAACUUGGAUACUGAGUUACAAAACCGAAUAUCAGCCGAAGCAGGUAUAAAGUCAGCGAUGCAGCUCUUUGUCAAGUUCUCCGCUGGAAUUAUACUGGAUUCUUGGGGUGAAGUAAACAGAUCUCAUCUUGUUGCCAAGUUGAUAUUCCUGAACCAACUGUCUGAGAUUUCUCCGUACCUUCCAAGAAGCUCUCUCGAAUCUCAUGUUCCUUAUGCCAUUCUCCGUUCAAUAUAUAGCCAGUACUAUGGAAAUUCUCCAUCGAUGCCACUAGCGUUACUAAGCAUCUCACCUCGCCAUUCACCUGCUGUAUCACUAUCACAUGCAUCUCCAAUAGUGAAGCAACCUCGUGGUGACUUGACUCCUCAGCACAGUGCUAAUGACUAUGCUUACUUCAAGGGUUCAUUACCUCAUAGCCAGGAUCACCUCCAUGAAGCAGAUCAUCGAAGCAAUGUCCGACGAUCUGGACCUCUAGAUUACAGCUCAAGCCGUAGUAAAAUGAAGUUUGUUGAUACUUCAACUUCAAGUAGCAGAGGGCCAAGUCCACUACCGAGGUUUGCAGUGUCAAGAUCUGGUCCUAUAUCAUAUAAAUAGAAAGAUGAUGACCAGAAAGAGGAACUGGUGCUAAAUUAUCUGCUUCUUAUAAAUGGUCAGUUGUACAUUUAGCACAUGUUGAUCCGAGCUAGUAAAUACAAAUUUUGACAAGAUGUAGAUCUAUAAUUCACACCUGCCUCUUGCCUAUGUUAUGGGAGUAAUACCUUUGGCUAAGCUGCUUGUGAUAAUAGAUGCAUUAAUGAAUGUCAGGUUAUUUUAUUUUA
Messenger RNA from Tripterygium wilfordii, 4711 nucleotides. RefSeq names its product protein NAP1-like. Gene Ontology annotation, biological process: cell morphogenesis; cortical actin cytoskeleton organization; cell migration. The transcript is spliced from 24 exons. The record is from RefSeq and is a predicted model, not a curated record. Gene Ontology annotation, cellular component: SCAR complex. The coding region runs from base 351 to 4487 and encodes 1378 amino acids. NCBI's taxonomy places the organism in Eukaryota, Viridiplantae, Streptophyta, Magnoliopsida, Celastrales, Celastraceae.